GUCCAUUUCGCAAGUGCCUGCCUGGGACAAGGCUGAGGCGCGGCGCGCGCGCAAGGUGCCAGGCGGCCCAUUCAUUUACCUCACGGCGCCUUUCGGAUGGAGGGAGAGCCGUGGAGAGGGGAGGGAGAGCCGUGCGGUGCCUUCCCCUCACCCCCCACGGCAACGAGCCAUAGGAGGGUCUGAGAGAGGGAGCUGGGAUUGGCGUGUGAGGUGACCAGAGAGAGAGAGAGAGAGAGGAGCCAGGACUGGACGGGUCCGGGAGCCAUGAGAGAGAAGACGCGCGCAGAGAGACAGAGUGGGAGUGUGUCUGGGCUCGCGCGGCGGAGAGGAGGAGGAGGCGGAGGCGGAGGAGGGGAACUCCCUUUCCCGGGCGGCGAAUAGGUGUCGGAUGGAGCAGCUGCCGCCUGCCUUCGCCAGCUCGGAGGGUCGUCGUCGCGAGGCGCUGGCAACUGGGCUCCCGAGGAGGAGAGGGGGCUCGGCGGCGCGGCCCACAGGCGGCGAGGGUUUCAAGGGGUAACGGAAACUGGGGCCAAGGCAGGGACAAUAAUCGAGGCUGCUCCGAGCAGGGAGGGAAGCAGGCGGCGGCGGCGGCGAGGAAACGGGCGGCGCUGGUUCUCCAUCAAGCAUCCGGACGCCAAACUUCCUCGAACGCCUCGCAGCCGGGGGAGACCACCAGAUACCUUCGGCUGGACGAGUCGCUAAAUGGGCGGAAAACCGUUUUUACAUGCGCAGCCCCACCGACGGCCGCCAUCCGCCGGCCAACAUCCUCCCAGAACUCAGCUCGCCCUCCUUUGGUCCCAAGCCUAAUUUUUGUACCUUCAGAAGGGUCGAGGUUAUUAUCAUCAUUAUUCCUUUACUCGGUUUAGUGGGAUUUCCCCACCCCCCAAAAAAUAGCUAAAUAAAGCCUGCGAGGAUGAUCUGUCAAGAUUUCUCUCGGUGAUGCACCCUGGAUUUGUUAGGCAGGAAAGAACUUUCUAUCCCACCAACAGCUUCCCACCCAAAGCAUGGAGCCCUAAGAUGGAAUAAAGGAGACGAGAAGAGAGACCCGUUUGCCCUUCAGCGUUUUCCUCCAUCCUGCGUGGAGAGGCUGCUUGUGGGAGAAGCAGGGUCCUCCCGGACAGACACAGGAAGGCAGCCCAGGGUUGGCUGGCUGGGGUGGAGGGUGGGCUUUUCUCUCUGCCCCCCCUCCCUCCAACCUGCACCAUCCAGGCUGAAGCGGAUGCCCGGGAGAGAAGAAUCCGACUCCAUGAUCUGUCCUUUCGCUCUCCCUUUCCUUUUUUCUUCGCGGAGCUAGGGUCCAUGUCUCCGGGGCCAUAAAGGCGCAACCCUCGGGGGUGGGGGGAGAGGCGCUGCUGGAGACGCCGGGAUAGUCCUGUCGGCCACAAGAUUAAAGGGACGGAUCACGUACUGGGGAAGCAAGAGGAAGCAAGACCUGGUCGCCUGGUGGAUGUGGGGAGGAGGGGUGGCGGUUGGGAUGAUCAAGUUGAAAAAUGAUCAGGACUGCUGAGCCACUCCGGAAUUGAUCGCCCAGCCCCUCAUCCACCCCGAUCGCUCCUCCAGCAAAGAAAGGGGGGAGGAGACCCCCCCCAGCAGACACACACGCACGCACCCCAACCACCCCCACCCCUCAGCCCUCUCUAGGGUGUGAUUGUCGCGGGACCUCCUCCUCCUGGUUGCAUCUUCCUCCUCCAUGAGCCCGGGGUGAACAGGUGCCCCGGUCCGCUUUGGGGGUGUGUGUCUCGUCCGGGGACGAUGGAGAGCGGCGACCGGGACAUGUACCGCCAGUUCCAGGACUGGUGCCUCCGGACUUACGGGGACUCGGGCAAAACCAAGACGGUGACCCGCAAGAAAUACGAGCGGAUUGUCCAGCUGCUGAACGGCUCCGAGAGCAGCUCCACGGAUAACGCCAAAUUCAAAUUCUGGGUCAAAUCCAAAGGCUUCCAGCUCGGCCAUCCGGACGAGGUCAGCGGGGCUGGCGCUGGUGGCGGCGGCGGCGGAGGGAAGCAAGUGCUCUACGUGCCGGUCAAGACCACGGUGAGUCGAGAAAUUGCCUGCCUUGUUUGGGAGCCGCACCGGGGAGGGAGAGUGGCGAGCAGCAGCAGCUGCUGCCGCCCCAUCGCGGCCACCCGUGGGCUCCGGCUGCUCGCCUCCCUCCGCCCCCUCCUCCUCCCCCCGCCCCCCAAUCUCCAGCCAGCGCUGCCUUUGCCUGGCACCUUCUGCACGGCUCUGGGCUUUGUGCGCCUCCCUUCCCUUCUUUCCCUGCGCGGCCAGCGCACCAAGCACACCCUGAGCGCGAUCGCCCUCCUGCCUUUCCCUUGCCAUGAUCCCCUUUCUGUCGUCGUUGGGGGGCAGCCUCUUCCCUUCGCCUCCCGGGGCUGAGAGGGGGCGUCGUGGGGGGGGGGCUGCUGGGGGGGGGAGGCAGGUCCUACGCCUCCGCGCUCCCCAUCUGAGACGAGUUCCGAGCGAGAAAGCACCGCGGGUCCUUCUUGGCACAAAGCGGGGCAUCUUGUGUUUUUCCCCUUCAUUGUUAGCCCAUAUCCCUCUGAGCAUCGGGGAGCUGUGCUCGGCUCACUGCAGAAAGCAGAGGGCAGGGGGGAAUCAACAAAAGAGCUGUAGGCUUUUGCACAUGACCAAAUGGGGGAAUUGGUUGGUCUCUUCCCCCCCCCCCGCCCUCCCCGCUUGUUCAAGUCUCACUUGAUGCGAGCCCAGAAGUAUUGUGAGCCUUCCAGAGGUUGGAGGCUGAAAAGCUAGCUGCAGAUCUCACAGCAGAAGUGCUAUUAUGCUGGGUUGUGGUGGUAGUGGUGGCGGCAGGAGCAACAGAAUUUCCUGGUUCAGAAGAUGGGAACUGUUGGUUACAAGUAGGUUUGCAUUCUCCUCUCCUUCCUUUAGUUUUUCUUGAUUUCCAAGCUUUGCCUUUUACUCUGGUUUGUGGAAGUGUGUGCAAUAGCAAAAACCUUACCUUUGGCAUUCGGAGUUGAUGAAACACAUUUUUGUUGUUGGACGAAGAAAAAGUGUCCUGGCUCUCUUUUUUAUUUUUUGACACUGUGAAAGAUUUUGUAGAAUGUAUUUAAGAUGUGGCUGUAGAAUGCUAGGAUUCCAUGUGCUUUUUUAAUCACCAGCAGCAAAAUCAAGAUACAGUAUUUGUAUGCCAGUGGCCAUGGUUAAUGAAAUAAGUAUGAAAUAAUACUAAAAGUAAUGGGAAAUAAUUUAUACAGUGUUUAUUAUUUUAUGGUUUCAGGAUUUCAGCUACCUAUUGGGAUUACUUUGUAAAAGUUUUGUACCUUUGGGACACUCCACCGAGCACUCCUGCAUAAAUCUAUUUAUUUCAAAAGUGGAUUUUAUCCACUAUAAACCUGUAUCCAAACUAUUUAUUAUGGUUCAAGUACCUAAUUCCAUAAAAAUAAAGUAUAACCAAAUUUCAAGAAAAGCUCAACUAAUAUACUUUCGUAUCUAUGCUGAUUAA
Messenger RNA from Podarcis lilfordi (Lilford's wall lizard), 3463 nucleotides. NCBI's taxonomy places the organism in Eukaryota, Metazoa, Chordata, Lepidosauria, Squamata, Lacertidae. The record is from the annotation of a GenBank genome assembly.